Messenger RNA from Sphaeramia orbicularis (orbiculate cardinalfish), 2431 nucleotides. Its product is annotated as rho GTPase-activating protein 12-like. Gene Ontology annotation, cellular component: cytoplasm. Gene Ontology annotation, molecular function: protein binding. The transcript has 15 exons. NCBI's taxonomy places the organism in Eukaryota, Metazoa, Chordata, Actinopteri, Kurtiformes, Apogonidae. The record is from RefSeq and is a predicted model, not a curated record. Gene Ontology annotation, biological process: regulation of GTPase activity. Bases 215 to 2431 code for a protein of 738 amino acids.
GACGGCGCCACUCACAGUGGAGCAGAGCGGGCACGAGCCACCGGACAGGUCCAGCACACCGGCUGUACCGGACUACCGAACUGGACCGGAUCUACGGCGGACCCCACAGAACCGGAGCGGGUUUGGGCUUUACACCGGACACGACUGGAGGAGGAGCCAUGCUAUAGGUGCGUUUGUGCGUGGCUGAUCUGCCUGGUGGACUGUCAGAGGCCUCAUGGCGGAGCUGCCUAUCGCCCCGGGCCAGGUCUACAUCGAGGUGGAGUACGACUACGAGUACAAGUCCAAGGACCGGCUCAUCACCAUCCGCCAGGGAGAAUGCUACAUGCUGGUCAAGAAGACCAACGAGGACUGGUGGCAGGUGAGGAAGGAGGAGGGGACUAAAGCCUUCUACGUUCCGGCUCAGUAUGUCCGCGAGGUCCGCAAAGCCCUCAUGCCCCCACCCAAACCCAUCCACACCCAUCCUCCCACCGCUUCCACCGGCAUCCCACAGACCGGGGGGUCUCUGUGGAUCAAACCCACCAGUCUGGACCUGGGAGGACACGAGCGCAACGCUGACCAUUUACAAAGACACGAGUCCAGCUACCGGCGCUCCCCCUCCGCCCAGACCGCCUCCUCUGGACACUUCAGCCCCCCCAUCCACCGCAGGGACAGCAACCACCGCCACAGUCCUGGCGCCUUCAGCGACCACGACCGUGCUCUGGCCGAGAUCCUCGUCCAGGGCGCCGACCUUCACAAAGGAAACUCUCUGCCCCGAACCCGGGCUCGAUCCCCAGAGCUGGUCAGGAUGCCGCUGGAUGUGGACGGCGCUCAGCCCUGCGACUCCGCGGGCGAGGAGCGACGCACCAACGACUCGGAGUCCGGAGACGAGCUGAGCAGCAGCUCCACCGAACACCUCCAGACGGUGUCUUCUUCAUCCAGACAUGGACGCUCCGAGUCUCCGGUCUACACCAACCUCCAGGAGCUGAAGAUCACCCAGGCCCACCUGCCCCCCCUGCCCUCCGGAUCCCCCCUUCACACCGUCGGCGACUGGGAGACCUACAAAGACCAGAACGGCAGACACUACUACUACAACCCCUACACCCAGGAGAGGACAUGGAAGCCCCCCAGGACCAGGGACAGCAGCACCGGGAACUCCAGAGGGGACGGUCACAGUGCUGGAGACAGCUCCGAGACCACCCCUCUGUCGCUCUCGCCGUCUUUCCUCCCCUUCCUGUCUUCGCUGUCCAUGGGCCGUCUGCAGCCUCUGUCGUCGGAGGACACCUGCUUCAGCGCCUACUCCAGCCAAUCAGACAGCCAGUACGGCUCGCCGCCUCGCGGUUGGUCCGAGGAGAUGGACGAGUACGGUCACACUCUGUAUGUCAGUGACUAUACUAACGAGAAGUGGCUCAAACACACGGACGAGCAGGGCCGACCGUAUUACUACAGCGCAGACGGGUCCAGGUCCGAAUGGGAACUGCCAAAGUACAACCACUCCCCCCCCCAGCCAUCUGGAGAAGGUCCCAAGUGUCGCAGUCUGGACCGCAGACAGGUGGAGCCCAUCGUCCUCACCAAGUGGAGACACAGCGCCUACGUCCAGGAGCCCAGCGAAAAGGACUGUCCUACAGGCCUCAGGUCCCCCUGUCCUGACUCUGACUCCUGUCCUUCAUCUCCAAAGCCCCCCCCUUCUCCGUCUGAAAAGUGUGGAGUUCUGAACAUGACGAAGAUCACAGAGAAUGGAAAGAAAGUACGGAAGAACUGGACUUCCUCCUGGACCGUCCUCCAUGGAUCCACACUGCUAUUCGCCAAAGGCCAGGGAGGCGGGACCAGCUGGUUCGGAGGCGGUCAGUCCAAACCAGAGCUCACUGUGGACGUGAAGGGGGGUUCUGUAGAAUGGGCCUCCAAGGACAAGUCCAGCAAGAAGCACGUUAUAGAGCUGAAGACUCGUCAGGGAACGGAGCUGCUGAUCCAGUCAGAAAACGAAGGCGUCAUCACAGAGUGGUUCAGAGCACUGCAGGACACUAUCAGCACCCAUGCCUGGGAGUCAGAUGAGGCCAUCGAAGAGGACAUGCCUGAGUCUCCUGGUGCAGAGAAGGACAAAGAACACAGAGACUCCAAGAAAGGCAGAGCCAUGAAGACGUCCUCCAGCAUGGACGGAUCCGACAACAAGAAGACCAGACACAAGCUGAAGAAGUUCCUGACCCGCAGACCCACGCUGCAGGCCGUCCGAGACAAAGGCUACAUUAAAGGUACCUGUGGGGGGGGUUUAACCCCUUACUGCCUACAUUUAUUUACAAUUAUAUAUACAGGGUGGGGAAGCAAAAUUUUGGAGGUUAUGACUCUGUUUGGGAAAGUGGUUCAAGCUAACAGAGAUGACCAGGAGGAGGUGGAGGGGUCCAGCAGGGGGCGAAGUCCUAUCCAGCUGCCUUGUAAAGCUUCAGCAGAGCUGGCCUGA